Molecule: messenger RNA, 987 nt
Organism: Pelobates fuscus (common spadefoot toad)
Lineage: Eukaryota; Metazoa; Chordata; Amphibia; Anura; Pelobatidae
Gene: KCNMB2
Product: potassium calcium-activated channel subfamily M regulatory beta subunit 2
Exons: 6
Coding region: 280-987 (235 amino acids)
Biological process (GO): potassium ion transport; detection of calcium ion
Cellular component (GO): voltage-gated potassium channel complex; membrane
Molecular function (GO): potassium channel regulator activity; calcium-activated potassium channel activity
Source: RefSeq, a predicted model, not a curated record
CAUUGGGCUGUGCAUGUGAAGAGGAUGUGACAGCCAACGAAGGAUACAAAAAGUUACUUAUGCGUACGAAAAGUAAGUCUUGCUACGGAUGAAGCUUUUUAGGCUUCCCAUGGAUCAGAAUUCCAAGUCAGUCAACACAGGAGAUAUAAAGAACAGUGUAAAGAGAAGCAAAGAAGGUUUCAAACAUGUGGCAAUCAGGGCUCUGUAGAAUAAAGGUCACUACGUCAUCCCAUCAAGUCCUACACUGUCAGAAAAGGCAACUCUGGACAACACUCUAAGAUGUUUAUUUGGACCAGUGGCCGGUCCUCCUCAUCAUACAGACCCGAUGAAAGAAGAAACUUCUAUCAAAAAAUCAAGGACCAUGAUCUUCUGGACAAGAGGAAAACUGUGACAGCGCUGAAAGCUGGAGAAGACAGAGCGAUACUCUUGGGACUUACAAUGAUGGUCUGUUCCAUUAUGAUGUAUUUUCUUCUGGGAAUCACUUUACUCCGAUCAUACAUGCAGAGUGUAUGGACUGAAGAGACUCAAUGCACAUUAAUAAACGCUUCUAUAACGGAAACAUUUAACUGCUCGUUUAGCUGUGGUCCAGAUUGCUGGAAAAUCUCCCAGUACCCUUGUCUACAAGUAUAUGUCAACCUGACUUCUUCAGGACAGAAAGUUCUGCUUUACCACACGGAGGAAACGCUUAAAGUGAACUCUGAGUGCUCGUAUAUACCCAGAUGUGGGAAGAACUAUGAAGAAUCAAUGUCCCUUGUUAAUAUCAUUAUGGAAAACUUCCGAAAACAUCAGCGUUUUUCGUGUUUUUAUGAUCCUGAAGGAAAUCAAAAGAAUGUCAUUUUGACCAAACUCUACAGUUCCAACGUGUUAUUUCAUUCGUUGUUUUGGCCGACAUGUAUGAUGGUCGGUGGGAUUGCCAUUAUCGCAAUGGUGAAGCUCACACAGUAUCUCUCUCUUCUAUGUGAGAGAAUCCAAAGGAUCAACAGAUAA